Molecule: messenger RNA, 878 nt
Organism: Panicum hallii
Lineage: Eukaryota; Viridiplantae; Streptophyta; Magnoliopsida; Poales; Poaceae
Product: macrophage migration inhibitory factor homolog
Exons: 3
Coding region: 4-573 (189 amino acids)
Molecular function (GO): phenylpyruvate tautomerase activity
Source: RefSeq, a predicted model, not a curated record
CCGAUGGGCCAACCCAUGGUGCAGAAAAGACUUGAGGGCCCAGGCUUCCAAAGUUUAGCCCACCGGCCCACCCUGGUUGAGAUUCCUUUCCGUCACUCUCAGUCCCCGGAGAUAGAGAGAGGCAGGAGGCCAGCAACCAAGCAGAGGCGGAGGAAGAGGGCGGCCACAGCCGGAGCAGAAAGCCAGCAAGCCACCAGCAGAAGGAAGAAGCGGCGAGGGCCGAGGAUGCCGUGCCUCAACGUGUCCACCAACGUCAACCUAGAGGGGGUGGACACCUCCGCCAUCCUCGCCGAGGCCUCCAAGGCCGUCGCCAACAUCAUCGGCAAGCCAGAGGCCUAUGUGAUGGUUGUUGUCAAGGGUUCAGUGCCUAUGGCUUUUGGAGGUACCCAGGAGCCCGCAGCGUAUGGCGAGCUGGUUUCCAUUGGAGGGCUGAACCCUGAUGUCAACAAGAAGCUGAGUGCUGGCAUUGCUUCUAUUCUGGAAUCAAAGCUGUCCGUUCCCAAGUCCCGCUUCUACCUCAAGUUCCACGAUUCAAAGCGCUCAGACUUUGGUUGGAAUGGCUCCACCUUCUAGAUUUGAGGUCCGUGGGCGUGGCUUCGGUGAAGGGAAAUGUGCUAGCUAAUGUCAUGUCCAUUUGCAUGAUGGCCUAAUAAGGACAAAAUUGGAAGGUAUCAGUUCGUCUGUGGUGAGCUGAGGAGUGAAAACUGUUAUGUGGAACUGGGGCAGACUUGUUUGAAUGCAACCUAGCAAACCUGGCUAUCUUGGUUGUUCCUUUCCUUUGGGUAAUAGUAAGCUUGAAAUGAUUCCGCCUAUAUUGUUUGGUUUGAUAGGGGACAGUGGAUGGUAACUUUCCAAGGGCACUCUCUGCUGUUGUGCUU